GGGCUUCUUUGUAGGAGUGGCUGAAGAGUUGGCCAGCCUGCUUUGCAUUUGUGGUGGACUCCCAGUCCGAGCAGCAGCGCGGAUAUUUCCUGCCAGCCAGCCUUCACCCUACUCGCACUGUAGGCUGCGAGGGCGGCGGCGGCGCAGAGGGAUGGCGGAGAGCAGCGGCGACAGCAGCGGCGCCCUGCACCGGAGAUGCUCCCCCCAUCCUCCGGGGGACAGAAACACCCCCACCGGCAGCAGCAGCAGCACCGGGGCGUCCAAAUGGAUACGAUUAAAUGUCGGAGGAACAUACUUUUUAACGACAAGACAGACGCUAUGUCGAGAUCCCAAGUCAUUUCUGUACAGACUGAGCCAAGCUGACCCCGAGCUCGACUCCGACAAGGAUGAAACUGGUGCCUAUCUCAUAGACAGAGACCCCACGUACUUUGGACCAGUGCUCAACUACUUAAGGCAUGGCAAACUGGUGCUCAACAGGGACUUGGCAGAAGAAGGAGUCUUAGAAGAAGCUGAGUUUUACAACAUCACAUCAUUAAUAAAACUCAUCAAGGACAAGAUCAGGGAACGUGACUGCAAAACAUCCCAGGUUCCAGUGAAGCAUGUGUAUCGGGUGCUGCAGUGUCAGGAGGAGGAGCUGACACAGAUGGUGUCUACCAUGUCUGAUGGCUGGAAAUUUGAACAGCUUAUCAGUAUAGGUUACGGGCGGGCCCACCAGACAGAGUUUCUGCUGAUUGUGUCAAGGGAGGUGAAGGGAGAAGAGUCUGCUUUGCCAAACAACAGCGGUGAGCUGGUCAGCAUCGGUUCCUCUUAUAACUACGGAAACGAAGAUCAAGCCGAGUUCCUCUGUGUAGUCUCCAAGGAGCUGCACAAUCAAUCAUAUGGGACCAACAGUGAGCCCAGUGAGAAGGCAAAGAUUCUUCAGGAGAGGGGUUCCCGAAUGUGAGAAGGACUCAGUAUUACACGCUCCAGGUGUUAUGAUGCAAACAUAUCAUCUUCAUGGAAAAAUGCUUGGCACAAUGGAGAUUUAAAGGGGGUGUGCAUUUUGGGUUUUUGUUUUGUUUUGUUUUGUUUUCCCUCCGCCUUUGUUUUUAUUUCUUGAUGUAAAUAAGUGUGUUUACUGACAUAUUGUGCCUGUAAAUUUGAACUGGAUCUCUUUGAAUUGGUGGCAAGUAGUUUUUUGUUGUUGUUGUCCCUCUCUUAAAAGUAAGCAAUGCAAUCUGCAAAAGUUUUUUGUUAUGAAACAUGGCCAUUUUCAUACAAGGCCAAUGAUUCACUCAGGGUCAUCUAGUGAGUUAAUUCUUGUAUCGUUCAACUCAAGGGUCUAAUAAGGGAUCAAUAUGGUCUUUAUAACUCCCAAGCAUCAAACACAAAAUCAUCUCAAGUUGUUAAGAAGGGAAUUGUGCAUUUGCACAUUAAAAAGUCAGGCUAUUUCAUGUAAAACUCACCCAGGAAAAAACAAAACAAAGAAACAAAAAAAAAAAUCAAAGAUUUCAGUUAUACUUUGAUCUGUGAUCAUACAGAUCCCCUCUAUGUAAAACACAUUCUUAGAUUUAUCUAAGAAUCUAAUUUGAUUUCCAAUAAAUAUUCAUUAUUUUUAUGGAACCUUUCUGAGUGAGAGAAGGAAAAACAACAGUAUCACUGAUUGGACUGUGUGGUUUAAGGGGAAAUGGGUAUUUAAACAGAGCUUUUAAUUUGUGAUUAUAAAAUCUGUAUUGAACAUAAUUAUGACAAUUCCGUUUUAAUAUGAACGAAGCCAGAUUUAAAGAUGCAUAAAUGGAAGUUUAUUCUUGAAGUAGAAAAAAGUACUUUUUACCAUAUCUUUCAGCCUCAUGAACCCAGGUAUAUGCAGAUUAAUUGUUCUAAAUGGUAAUGUUAUGAAUUAAAAAUAGCAUGCCAAAGUAAAAUAUAUGUAAAUUGCUUAAUUUGAAAAAUGUGUUCUAAAAUCCUACUUUGAACUCAUGUUGAGAACUCCAACUGACAAUGUUUUUUUUUUUUUUUUAAAUGUAUUUUUUUUUUUUUUCCUUUGGUCAUCUAAUGAUAUCCUGUGAGGGGGAUAAAAUCAUAUUGAAGACCAUGGCCACAUUAAAAAAAAAAUCCCUCUGACAUAUAAGUUAUCUAUAACACAUUUACGUAGUAUGUGUAGAGGGAAAACGUCUUAAGAUUUUUUUUUUAUUUUUUUUAUUUUGGCUAAGUAUUUGUAGUUUUUGAAGACUGGAAAUGUUUGAGGCGGCAGUGAAGGACUUUGUUCAUAUCAAGAGGAUCUUUGUUUUCAUGUAAAUAAUCCAAAUUCAAUAUCGAUAUUUAACUCUAGAGAAAAAAAAACUGCACGUUUUUGUACACUGUAUAAAGAACACCACUUCAAAUGGAGGUUCUUUGUACUGGAUCUUUAAAUAGAGCAAAUCUUGACAAUGUUGACUUUUGUUUUGCAUUGUUUGUACAGGACUUGACAGGUUUCCGAUUUAGGUUGAGACAGCUGAUGCUGAAUACUGUGUCUUUCUCUGAGAACAUGCCUCGAACGUGUUUUGAUAACCAAUAACAAAGCUAUACUCGGCUGGCUAUGAAGUUGACUGUUACAUUUAAAAAGUUCCUUUUUUUUUUUUUUCUUUUUUUUUUAAAUCAGCUGAUGGAUUCUUAGCAUUUUGAAUUGUCAAUUUAAUACACAGCAUUACAAACACUACAGUGGAGAACACUGUGCACACUGCUUACAGCCUGUAAUGUUGUUUAUGUGUAUAUACUGCAUUUUAGAACACUUUUUUUUUUAAAUAGAAAUUGAUGUGUGGUUUUUGAUAGGUUGGAUAUUUCAUUCACAAUUAAUCAUUUAGUAUUGCCUUUUUUUUCCCAGUGACCAAAAUCCAAUGUCUUAUGUGUACUUUACACAUUGAUCUUCGUGUCAGGGACAAGUAAACCUUUCUUAAUGCUGGCACACUUUGUACAUAGAGACUUAUUAAGGACACACAAACCUCCAUUUACUCACAUGCACACGUAUACACUUGAUUAAACAGGUUUUAUAUUGUUGGGGAAAAAAGUAUGGAUGCAUGUUUUUUGAAAUAGAUAUAUAUAUAUAUACACACACAAGGGCUUUUAAAGUGCAAAAUUUGAGAUCUGCAAAGAGGUGCAAUCAGAGUAGACUGGAUUUCCUGCCAGAGCUAGGCUAUGUUUACAUUUAUUAUAGUAUUCUGAAGCCUUCCAAUUAUGUACUGUCUUGGACUCCCUCACACGUUUUAACCUAUGUCUGACUUGUGUAUACCCCAGUGGCUACUAGCACUCCCCUGGUAUUCACUCCGACACGGUGACAUGUGUUUAAUAUACCCUAUCCAUUUCUUGCUUGAGCGUUGUAGACAAUCUUGUUUUUUCACAUCUCAUCUGAAAGCAGUACUCAUGAAACUGAACCUGCGUUCAUUCAGAGCUAAGAUUUGGUUUCAAGUCUAUUUUUGAAGAAAUCUCUGUGUUUUAAAAGUGUUUGUUUUGUUUUUGCCUCAUCUACAGGUCUGAGGUAAUAAAACCUCUGCUUUUGCAGCUAUCUUACAUUUAAAGAUCUUCUCAAUGAGCUUAUCUGGUUUGGUAUCUUGCAUUGAUUAUCAUACAUCUAAUAGACAAACUUAUCAAAUCUGUAGCCUAACGUUUAAGUGCCCAGCCUGUUUUACAUUCAAGACAUUAACCACAGACCACUGUAAUGCAUGACUGAUCAUCACAACUUGUAAUCAGAGGGAAUGAAUGUCAUUUUUUCCCCUCAAGCUAACAGUUAAAUUAAUGACUAUUGGUUGUCAUAUCACUACAUAGAUCACUUCAAUAUGAUCUUAUGCAAUGUUUAUGUACAAACUAAGUAUGAGGGUUAAGGGAUAGAUCUUUAUGGUCUUGCAUAAGUAAACCCAAUAAAACCAUUUUCAUUCAAA
Messenger RNA from Cololabis saira (Pacific saury), 3893 nucleotides. RefSeq names its product potassium channel tetramerization domain containing 5b (gene kctd5b). The record is from RefSeq and is a predicted model, not a curated record. The coding region runs from base 152 to 943 and encodes 263 amino acids. Gene Ontology annotation, cellular component: cytoplasm; Cul3-RING ubiquitin ligase complex. The transcript is spliced from 7 exons. Lineage: Eukaryota; Metazoa; Chordata; Actinopteri; Beloniformes; Belonidae. Gene Ontology annotation, molecular function: cullin family protein binding. Gene Ontology annotation, biological process: protein homooligomerization; proteasome-mediated ubiquitin-dependent protein catabolic process.